GAGCACCAGCCCACUGCCUCAGUCCGCACAGCCGCUGGCCACGUCUCAAAACACGGCGACACCGGGCAGAGGCUCCGAGCUGCGGGAGGAGAGGACUGAGCACCGGCUCCGGCUCCUGGCACCACGAGCGAGAACACGGCUGAAGCCCUUUCUAUUCUUACAGCUGAGGGAACACACAGCUCCACAGAGGGCGAAGAUAAAAAGCUCCACAUAAAGCAGCAGAAAGAUCGUCGGCCAUGAUGCCCCGCUGCAGAGUGAACCUCAGCACCAUGAUCUUCCUUGUCAUCCUCCAGGGGGCGGCGGUGGUGCUGUUCUGCGGCUGGUACGUCCAGCUCAGCCCCUGCGGCUCCCCCCCCUCCAAUGGCGGCAAAGUGCAUGUCCUGCUGCUGUCCUCCUGGAGAUCAGGCUCGUCUUUCGUGGGGCAGGUGUUCAGUCAGCACCCGUCUGUCUUCUACCUGAUGGAGCCGGCGUGGCACGUGUGGACCAAGCUGCAGAAGCACGGGGCGCGAGCUCUGCGCAUGGCGGUGAGGGAUCUGUUACGGAGCGUGUUCCAGUGCGACAUGUCUGUGAUGGAGGCCUACAUGCCGGAGCAAAUCAACAUGUCCUUUUUGUUUAUGUGGAGUCACAGCAGAGCGCUGUGCUCGCCGCCGGCCUGUCCUCUCACCCCCCGCAACCAGUUCAGCAACCAGACCCAGUGCUUCAAGGCCUGUGAUGCUCAAGGCCUGCAGGGGGCCAAGGACGCCUGCGGCAGUUACAGUCAUGUGGUACUAAAGGAAGUGAGAUUCUUUGAGCUAGAAUCCCUCUACCCGCUGCUGCAGGAUCCAAACAUAGACCUCCGCAUCAUCCACCUGGUCAGGGACCCGCGGGCCGUGGUGCGGUCCAAAGAGGCGUCAGCCAACGCCUUUGUGUACGAUAACUCUGUGGUCUUGGAGCAGAGGAACGUCCCACCGGCAGAGGUGCAGUACCAGGCCAUGCAGGAGAUCUGCCGUAGCCACGUGCGCAUUCAUGAGAGGGCCAUCCUGAAGGCCCCUCCGUUUCUGAAAGGCCGCUACAAAAUGGUGCGCUACGAGGAUGUGGCGCGCAACCCUCUCGACGAGAUAAACGCCAUGUAUGAGUUUGUAGGUCUAGAGAUGACCGAACAGCUGCAGGAAUGGAUCUUCAAGGUGACGCACGGAAAAGGCAAAGGCUCCAAGAAAGAUGCCUUCGAAAUCUCGUCACGAAACGCUGCUGACGUCUCGCAAGCUUGGCGCACCGCGCUGCCUCACAGCAAGGUCAAACGCAUCCAGGAAGUGUGUAAAGGGGCCAUGUCGUUGCUCGGGUACAGAACGGUUAACAGUGAAAAAGAACAGAAGAGACUUGACAUAGAUCUACUUGUGCCCCGGGAACCGUAUCAGUUCAGCUGGUUGCCAGCUAAGACAGAGCAUCCCGGUAAUGCUUAAAUUACCUUCUGUUUCUGAAUAGCAAAGACACCAAAAGACUACACUGGACUGAAGUCCAUGUUCUUCAUAGUCUUUAAUAAGUGCUACAACUGAGGGAACACUGGCCUGAUUUCCCUGGUUAAAGCUUUGAUUAGUCAGUAGAGUGAUGGGAUUUCAAUGUAAAAUGACAGAACAGCAAUAUUGAAUGCAAGGGCCAAAAAAUAAAUGUAUAACCAAACUGGAAGACACAUUAACCCAGACCGUUAAUAUGCAUCUUAGCCAAUAAGAGCACAAGUGCACAGCUUUAGAAAUGUAAGCAAAAUCAAGACGCUGUGGAUCCCACCAUCAAACCACUUGCCAGGGUGGUCUGGGAUUUGACCACAUAUAUUUGUAUAGCGUAUCAGAAUGUGUCCUGAUGCGUCUCAACAAGAUAAAAACAGGAACAAUUGUCAUUAGAACCCCUCCCAUUGUUUUCUUCCUCCUUUCCUCAUCUCCAGUUGGUUCUAAAAUGUUAAUAGAAUAACGACAUGAAGGCUUCAUUCAGAACCAAGCGGGAAACUCUAUCUAACAGCAGCCCCUAGAUGUUCAUACUGCCCAAUGCUUACCAAAGAGAAUUUAAAUGUACCCAGAGCAGCUCACUGAGAGACAACUCAACAAUAUAUCUUACACUGGCUUUGUUCACAACGUCUGAACAUAUCAAUUUUGGCCCCAUCAUGGCCCCACAUGAAAAUAAUUCAGUUGUAAACAAGAACAGAUUAUUACAUGGUACUUGGUCUGGACAAAUUAUAUAUUUUUAAAGCCACUACGCAUACUUUACACUUUGUUUCCGAGCCGGAGUUUUCCACAGUGUUGGGGACAGUCAGAGCAUAUUUAACAGGGCAGGAUCCCUGCCAGUCCUGCUGCUGCCAUCCCUCCCUGGCCCAGAGAACUCGUGUUAAUUCACUGCAUUUGAAUGCACAUUGUUUGGAGCUGGGCCCCAUGCCAGUGUCCCCUGAGGGCCGGAUCACUGAUGACGCUCCCUCAGAGGAGGAGAGCCAGUCUUUGUCCCUGAGACAGGAAGUUUUCUAGGGUUUUUGAUCUGCAUCUGAAGGUGCGCGGGGGGCAGGAAGUACCCUUACAUCGUUUGAGAGGUGCAGAGGUCUGAUAAUAGCGUGAUGAAGUGAAUUUGAUUAAUCGAAGAGAAGAGAAGUCUGUCACUGAGCUUCAUUGGAGCUGAAGUCAGGAUGAAUGGUUGAACCUCCAUCCUUUUAGGAUAGCUGCUGUUAAAAAACAUCUUAACAUUUACUUGUUACACAUAUCAAAUGAGUCAUUCAUGACGGGGCACAAUGUUUCGCUGUUUAGGAGUUGUAUAAAAGUGGUAACUAGCUAACUCUUAAUCUUCUUCCUGGAACACCCCAGUUAUAUUUGUUUACAGAAUUUAUUAUUUGUCCUUGGUUGAUUAAUCAUUACACUGACACAGUAGAUGGUGUUCUGAGUCAAAUACUUUUGACAAUGAUUAAGGAUCAAAGCUUUAGUCAAUAUGUUAGGGAUAAUAUGCAGUGAAGCGGUCAUUCAUGAAAAAAGAACACCGACAGGGGGAUCAGGAAUCCGACGCCAAGCGGUCAGUGUUCUUUAUUCCCCAUUAGUGUUCACUUCCUGUCUGUCUUCUUUUGCUGUUCCCUUUAGUGUUUACCUGCUGUCUGUCUUCUUCUGUUGAUUUCUCUGACGUCUGUCUUUUAACCUCUUUCCUUCUCUUGCUCUGUUUUUCUUUUCUUUACUGGGGACAGUUUAGCCAUCAUGAAUCCAAAGUGUUGCACUCUCCACAAAUAUAAACAUAAAUAUUGAAAAAGUUGUCCACAGCUGACGUUACAUGGACCAGACUUUGACUUGAUCAUCUUUAGCAACAGUCUGUUCUCCUUAGCAACAGUCUGUUAGUAAAAAUAAGCAGACCUCUGGAAUGUCCAAAUUGACCAAUCAGAAUCGAGUAUUCAACUAAGCUUUGAAGAUUGUUAAAUCAUGUUGAUUUACAUCUUACCAGCCAAAUUAAGUACUUUUAGUAGUAAGCAUUUCUAUUAUAAAGUGCUUUCUGAUAAGAGGUACAAUUCUCUUCUUCACAUUAGUUUCCUUUAAACCUAAACUUGAGCAUUGUUUGAUGUCUUUGUUUAAUGUGCAGCAGGCUGUGGGAAUAGUUGUUGGUAGAAACAGCCAGAGUUCUCUGAGUUCAAACGUCUCUCAGCUCAGUGUGGUAGUUUACUGCCUGCCACUCACCAUUCUUGUUUCCAGCAGCUGUUUAAAGAAAAUCACAGAUGGAGCCACAGAGCAGCUAGAAUGAAGAAACAGGACCUCAGAGGCAGGAAUUAUAUUGUGACUAAGGAUUUCUCAAGGGAUAAGAAUUAAGCAUUUAUAGGACAAUUCCAACAUAUUCACAUCAAUUAAAAGCAGCUCAUAACAACAUACUAGAAUGUCCUGAGCAUUAGUGUGUUACAUUGUGAAGUUGUUGUUUGGCUGUACCACAUCUUGUGUGUCAGUUUGACCCACGGUUUAUUUAAUAACAAUCGCCUACUGGAGAUAUGUACCUGCUUAAGGUAAAUAUUACAUUAACAUUCAACGCAUACAGUAAGGGUACUGUGUUGAAAGAGUUAACAUGUCUGAAGAUGAGAGUCCGCCUGCCUGUAUGGAACAUAUGGAACAGAGCUGGCUGAGUACAUUGUGUUCUCUCAGUGUCUGCACAAAUGCUGGUAUGUAUGGUUUCCCAGUGGACAGACUGUUGAAUACUGUGCUUGUUUGCUAGGUAUCCCACCCUUUGCAUUCAUAAUUAUGUUUAAAAUAAAGUGUUCAAUAGCACUGGUAUGGGUGUGUAAGAUGUCAUUAUAGGGAGUUUUAAGUCAAUCACACAUGAAGAGUGGGGAUGCCAUGAUGAGUUUCUGCAGUGUGAUGCUUUAACCAAAAAGUGGUCAGCAGUCACAUGUAGAUAAACUGAUGAUGUUUAAUGUCCUGACCUGGAGAAGUUAUUAUUACGUAAUUUGUUUUUUACUGUGGAAUUAAUCAAAAGUUUGUGAAAAUGUUGCCACUGAUUUAAUGAAGUGCCUGCACAUUGAACAUGUGUCGGUGUGCAAUGUGAAACAUGUGAGACUGUUAUCUUUAACCACAUCUCCUUUAUUUAGUUUGAAGAGUCGGUGCCUUUCAGAGCUGCCAGUUUGUUCAUGUAUUUAUAUGAAGAUGACUUGAAGCGGGAACUAUACGGUACAAAUGACUGCAAUAAAUAUUUACUUGUCA
Messenger RNA from Trematomus bernacchii (emerald rockcod), 4673 nucleotides. It is a transcript of the gene chst6, whose product is annotated as carbohydrate sulfotransferase 6. The coding region runs from base 237 to 1439 and encodes 400 amino acids. The transcript is spliced from 2 exons. The record is from RefSeq and is a predicted model, not a curated record. Lineage: Eukaryota; Metazoa; Chordata; Actinopteri; Perciformes; Nototheniidae. Gene Ontology annotation, biological process: carbohydrate metabolic process; sulfur compound metabolic process; N-acetylglucosamine metabolic process. Gene Ontology annotation, cellular component: Golgi membrane. Gene Ontology annotation, molecular function: N-acetylglucosamine 6-O-sulfotransferase activity.